Messenger RNA from Odobenus rosmarus divergens (Pacific walrus), 3041 nucleotides. It is a transcript of the gene CSF1R, whose product is annotated as colony stimulating factor 1 receptor. The record is from RefSeq and is a predicted model, not a curated record. Gene Ontology annotation, biological process: osteoclast differentiation; protein phosphorylation; cell surface receptor protein tyrosine kinase signaling pathway. Lineage: Eukaryota; Metazoa; Chordata; Mammalia; Carnivora; Odobenidae. Gene Ontology annotation, molecular function: cytokine binding; ATP binding; macrophage colony-stimulating factor receptor activity. Gene Ontology annotation, cellular component: CSF1-CSF1R complex; signaling receptor complex. The coding region runs from base 141 to 3041 and encodes 966 amino acids. The transcript has 21 exons.
GGAAAACAAGAGAAACAGCCAGUACAGCAGAGAGGAGUGUGUGCCCAGCGGUCCAGGUCCCUGCGGAGCUAGCAGCUGAGACCCCAGUGCCUUGCCCACCCCUCAGCCCUGCAUCAGCCUGCCACCUCCCCACGGAGGCCAUGGGCCCAGGGGCUCUGCUGGUCCUGCUGGGGGCCACAACUUGGCACGUUCAAGGAGUCCCAGUGAUAGAACCCAGGGGCCCUGAGCUCGUCGUGGAGCCAGGCACAACGGUGACCCUGCGAUGUGUGGGCGACGGCAGCGUGGAAUGGGAUGGCCCCAUCUUUCCCCAUUGGAACCUGGACACUGAUGGCCCCAGCAGCAUCCUGACCACAAAUAAUGCCACCUUCCUAAACACGGGGACCUAUCGCUGCACUGAACCUGGAAGCCCCCUGGGGGGCAGUGCCACCAUCCACCUCUAUGUCAAAGACCCUGUUCGGCCCUGGAAGGUGCUGGCCCAGGAAGUGACAGUGAUGGAGGGCCAGGACGCACUGCUGCCCUGCCUGCUCACCGACCCCACGUUGGAGGCAGGCGUCUCGCUAAGGCGGGUGCGCGGCCGGCCCGUCAUGCGCCAAACCAACUAUUCCUUCUCGCCCUGGUAUGGCUUCACCAUCCACAAGGCACAGUUCACUGAGACCCACGGCUACCAAUGCAGUGCUCGAGUGGGUGGCAGCAUGGUAACAUCCACGAACAUCUGGCUCAAAGUGCAGAAAGUCAUCCCAGGGCCCCCGACCUUGACGCUGGAGCCUGCAGAGCUGGUACGGAUUCAGGGAGAGACUGCCAAGAUCGUGUGCUCAGCCAGGAAUGUUGACGUUAACUUUGAAGUCUUCCUCCAACACGGAGAAACCAAGCUCACAAUCCCUCAACAAUCCGACUUCCAAGGUAACCAGUACCAAAAAGUCCUGGCCCUCGAGCUCGAUCACGUAGGCUUCCAAGACGCCGGCAACUACUCUUGCGUGGCCACCAAUGUCCGAGGCAUCAGCUCCACCUCCAUGGUCUUCCGGGUGGUAGAGAGUGCCUACUUGAACUUGACCUCUGAACAGAACCUCCUCCAGGAGGUGACCGUGGGUGAGAAGGUCGAUCUCCAAGUCAAGGUGGAGGCCUACCCGGGCCUGCAAGGUUUUAACUGGACCUACCUGGGACCUUUCUCUGACCACCAGCCCAAGCUCAAUUUUGUCAUGUUGAAGGACACAUACAGGUACACCUCUAUCCUCUCCCUGCCUCGCCUGAAGCCCUCGGAGGCCGGUCGCUACUCCUUCCUGGCCAGAAACACUGAAGGCGAGCAUUCUCUGACCUUUGAGCUCACGCUGCUCUACCCCCCAGAGGUAAGGGUCACGUGGACCGUCAUCAAUGGCUCUGACGCACUGCUCUGUGAGGCCUCCGGGUACCCCCAGCCCAAUGUGACAUGGCUGGAGUGCAGGAGCCACACGGAUAGGUGUGAUGAGGCCCAAGGGCUCGUCCUAGAGGACUCACACGCGGAGGUGCUGAGCCGGGAGCCCUUCCACAAGGUGAUCGUCCGUAGCCUGCUGACCAUGGGGACCUUGGAGCACAACCGGACUUACGAGUGCCGGGCUCUCAACAGCAUGGGGAACAGCUCCCAGGCCUUCAGGCCCAUCUCUAUAGGAGCCCACACGCAGCUCCCCGACGAGCCGCUCUUCACGCCCGUGUUGGUCACCUGCAUGUCCAUCACGGCCUUGUUGCUGCUAUUGCUCAUGCUGCUUCUCUACAAGUACAAGCAGAAGCCCAAGUACCAGGUGCGCUGGAAGAUCAUCGAGAGCUACGAGGGCAACAGCUACACCUUCAUUGACCCCACCCAGCUGCCCUACAACGAGAAGUGGGAGUUCCCCCGAAACAACCUGCAGUUCGGGAAGACUCUCGGAGCCGGUGCCUUUGGGAAGGUGGUAGAGGCCACAGCCUUUGGUCUGGGCAAGGAAGAUGCUGUUCUGAAGGUGGCUGUGAAGAUGCUGAAGUCCACGGCUCACGCGGACGAGAAGGAGGCCCUCAUGUCGGAACUGAAGAUCAUGAGUCACCUAGGCCAACACGAAAACAUAGUCAACCUUCUGGGAGCCUGCACCCAUGGAGGCCCUGUUCUGGUCAUCACCGAGUACUGUUGCUAUGGCGACCUGCUCAACUUUCUGCGAAGGAAGGCCGAGGCCAUGCUGGGACCCAGCCUGAGUGUGGGCCAGGACCCCCAGGCAGGUGCUGGCUACAAGAACAUCCACCUGGAGAAGAAAUAUGUCCGCAGGGACAGCGGCUUCUCCAGCCAGGGUGUAGACAUCUAUGUGGAGAUGAGGCCUGUCUCUACUUCUUCUUCAAACGACUCCUUCUCUGAACAAGACCUGGACAAGGAGGAUGGGCGACCACUGGAGUUGCGGGACCUGCUCCACUUCUCGAGCCAGGUGGCCCAGGGCAUGGCAUUCCUUGCUUCCAAGAAUUGCAUACACCGGGACGUGGCAGCACGAAACGUCCUGCUGACCAGUGGGCGUGUGGCCAAGAUCGGGGACUUUGGGCUGGCCAGGGACAUCAUGAAUGACUCCAACUACAUCGUCAAGGGCAAUGCCCGCCUGCCCGUGAAGUGGAUGGCUCCAGAGAGCAUCUUCGACUGUGUCUACACGGUUCAGAGUGACGUCUGGUCCUACGGCAUCCUGCUCUGGGAAAUCUUCUCACUCGGGCUGAACCCCUACCCUGGCAUCCUGGUGAACAGCAAGUUCUAUAAACUGGUGAAGGAUGGAUACCAAAUGGCCCAGCCUGCAUUUGCCCCAAAGAACAUAUACAGCAUCAUGCAGGCCUGCUGGGCCCUGGAGCCCACCCGCAGACCCACCUUCCAGCAGAUUUGCUCCUUCCUCCAGGAGCGGGCCCAAGUGGACAGGAGAGAGCCGGACUACACCAACUUGCCAAGCAGCAGCGGCGGCGGAGGCAGUGGCAGUGAGCCAGAGGAGAGCUCCAGCGAGCACCUGGCCUGCUGUGAGCAGGGGGAUAUCGCCCAGCCCCUGCUGCAGCCCAACAACUACCAGUUCUGCUGA